This is a messenger RNA of Colletotrichum fioriniae, 771 nucleotides long. Lineage: Eukaryota; Fungi; Ascomycota; Sordariomycetes; Glomerellales; Glomerellaceae. The record is from RefSeq and is a predicted model, not a curated record.
AUGGGCUUCUCCGAACUGCGCCUCGGCGCCUACGUCCCGCCCAUCCACUACUGGCGCGGCAUCUCCGACUCUUUAAGCACCCUCUCCGGCGCCGCCAACAUCAUCACCACCUCCGUCCCGCCCUCGGGCUCCAUCGAGGAGCGCGCCGCAAAACUGGGCGCCGACAUCGCCGCCAAAGCCGGCGGCCGCGCCGUCAACAUUGUCGCGCACUCCAUGGGCGGGCUCGACGCCCGCUACAUGAUCUCCCACCUCAAGCCGCGCGACGUAAAAGUCCUCAGCCUCGUCACGGUCGCGACGCCGCAUCGCGGAAGUGCCUUUGCGGAUUAUCUGUUGGAUGGGCAAGGGCCCAUCAAGCUCGCGAAUCUCUAUGGGCUUAUUGAGCGGGCCGGGUUGGGCACGCAGGCGUUUGAGCAGCUUACGCAGCGGUACAUGGAGGAGAAGUUCAACCCUGCUACGCCGGACAGCGAUGAGGUGCGGUAUUUCAGUUACGGCGCGUGUACGGACCGGCCGCCGCUGCUGAGUCCGUUCCGGCAGAGUCAUUGGGUCAUCGAGGAGGCUGAGGGGGCGAAUGAUGGAUUGGUGAGUGUUGCGAGUAGUCGGUGGGGGAAGUAUCAGGGUACGCUGCUGGAUGUGAGCCAUUUGGAUUUGAUUAAUUGGUCGAAUCGGCUCAAGUGGACGUUGAGAAAGGUGUGGAUGGGGCAGACGAGGACGUUCAAUGCUGUUGCGUUUUAUCUCGAUAUUGCGGAUAUGCUGGCCAAGGAGGGUUUAUGA